ACGAGUUACGCCCAAUUACACCAUGGAGUCCAUGGUAGAGGCAGUUUCUGAACUAAAGUUAAAACUUCUAAGAAUGUUGUUGUGAUUUACCAAUGUAGUUUUAACCGUUAUUUUGUAAGACAGCAUUUAAUCGUUUGGGUCAUGGGCCCGUUGAGCAGUGUUUAGCGAAAGCUUGUAGCUAGCCGCGGCGGAAGCUAACGUUAGCCGCUUAGCUAGCUAGCUAGCUAGCUAGGUAAAGUUAGGUGGCUGUCGGAGAUUCGAAGUCGUUUGCUGGUUGUUGUUACGUUGAGCUUUUGCGAUAUGCAUAACAUUGACAUGUGGUAUUACUAUAUGCUGUUGGCUAUAUUUGCAACUUCUCACUGCGAUAAUUUGUGGGGGCUGUCAAGCUACCGCUAACGUUAGCUAUCUCUUGCUUUGACAGUUAACAAAGAUAACGGUCAACAGAGAAGAAGUGAAAGUGGUGUCUAGUAGAUACCAGAUAUCUUGUAGUUAUAGCUACUUGAAGAAGCUAUUACGCAGUACAGAAUGCUGCUGUCCCUUGUUGUGCACACGUACUCGUUGCGGUACUGGUUUCCUGCAGCGGUUAUGAUAGGCACAGCUCCAGCUUAUGUGCUAUCAUGGGGUGCUUGUCGUUUGAUUUCGGCUUUCCUACCAUCAAGAAUAUACCGCAAGAUGGACGACCACCUCUAUAACAUCUACCAGAGCCUCAUCCUCUUUUUCUUUGAAAACUAUACCGGGGUGGAGAUUGUUAUUUAUGGAGACAUACCAAAGAAUAAAGAGAAUGUGGUCUACCUUUCCAACCAUCAAUGCACAGCGGACUGGAUCAUUGCUGACAUGUUAGCCAUUAGGCAGAAAGCACUUGGCCAUGUGAGAUACGUCCUGAAAGAUGGUCUGAAGUGGCUCCCAUUGUACGGAUGGUAUUUCUCUCAGCAUGGCGGUGUCUACGUGAAGCGAAACGCAAAGUUUGACGAGAAGGCAAUGAAAAAGAAGCUCUCUUCACAGACAGUGUUGGGAACACCAAUGUAUCUUGUCAUCUUCCCAGAAGGAACCCGAUACAACCCUGAACUCAAGAAGAUGAUCAGUGACAGUCAGGCUUUUUCCGCUAAAGAAGGGCUGGCUAUCUUGGACCACGUUCUGACCCCAAGAAUGAAAGCCUCUCACAUUGCCAUAGAAACCAUGAGGAACCACCUGGAUGCUGUGUAUGACGUCACCGUGGUGUAUGAGGGAACACUGGGCAAAAGCAGUGAAAGACAUCCUGCCCCAUCAAUGCCAGAAUUCCUGUGUAAGGAAUGUCCCAGAGUUCACAUCCACUUUGAACGUGUGGACGUGAAGGAAAUUCCACCGGAGUCUGUGUUUUUCCGCAGGUGGCUGCACGAGCGAUUUGAGAUCAAGGACCAGAUGUUGACUACUUUCUAUGAGUCUGAGGAUCCAGACAAAAAAGGCAGAUUCCCUGGAGAAGGUCAAAGGUCCCACCUGAGCAUUAUGAAGACGUUGCCAUCGCUGCUAUUUUUGGGCGGGCUAACACUGCCAAUGCUGUUGACGGAGUCUGGCAGGAAACUCUAUGUCCGAACCUGGGUGUAUGGGACUCUGUUGGGAUGGCUCUGGGUCAACGUUAGUCCUUAAGAAGCUUAUGGUGGUCAUCAAUGCCAUCUGCUAUGGCUAUGGAAAGACCUUGCCCUUUCACUCACCCAUCAGGCAGGGGCGUAUGUUUUUCGAAAAACAAAGCACUUGUUGCUGUUAUGGUUUGGUUCUUCUAGAAUUCUGUCCAAAUGGUUGGCUCAUUGCCUACCUAACAGCUGUAAGAAGAGAGAGUGAGAUAGAUAGAUAGAGAAGUGGUUUUGUUUCUUGUGCUGCUUCUUCAUUGCUCUAUGGUUGUGUGCGUCAACUUGCAGCCAGAUAAGGUGAGAAAAAUAGAAAUAGGGAUGUUGUAUGUCUUUCUUUCCUUGAAUUUCCCCCUUUAUCUCAGCCAUAAAGUAUGAAUAGACAGAUUUUCUUCCCUAUACAGUUUAGCCUAUUACAUAAUUAAAUUCUGUAAUUUUGCAUGUCCAGUGUCCAGCAUCCCUUUUCAACAUGUAAUCUUCCAUUAGUUUACCGGAGUUAGGCUUCAGCUCUCUGUUUGAGAUGUUAUGCUGUGUUCAUGUGCUCUUGGAAUUAUUAACAACUCGGGACUGAGAAACUCCCCAAAUGCUCUCAGAAUGUUCAUAACUCUGCGUUGACAACGUCCAAAAAGUAAUUUAUGAGCUUCCAAGAAGGAUGAAAUAGGAGUGGGGAGAUAACAUGUAUCGUCCUCUGAUCUUUCCAGUAAGAUAGUUUAGAGUUUCUUAUUCCGAGGAGCAUGUGAACCCAGCAUUAGAGAGCAGAUGUAAUAUUCAGUACUAAUUACAAAGUACUCAUUACAAAAGAGAGUGAUUAGUGUUUAUCCAAUAGUCAAAUUAAUACAUUCUUGAGGGUGAUGGAGGGAUUAGGUCUAAGUGAUGGUUACUUAGCCAUGUGUUUAAAGUUCUCCUUUUUAAUACCCGGUUACAACAUGUCUGCUGUAUGUGCGCUUUGUUUGUUUGAGUUUUUGCAAAAGUUCCGCAAAUUGUUGCCAAACUCUAUAGAAGUGCAGGGGUAUCAAACAAGUGUUUUUAGGGGGAGGAAUGUAUCUGUAAUCGGGUCAGCUGUACCUGAGGAACCAAUAUUGUAUUUUUUAAUUGACCGAAAGAUUGCAAGUAUAUUAGAUUUUCUAAAACAAAUUCCGUUUUGGAGAGCUUGUUAUUGAGGCAGUUUGGUAUAUGCUGCCUUUGCCAUGUUACAGAUUACACAAGGGGUAGAGAAUAGAGAUAGCUAUAUAUUGAGAAGGCCAAUUGUAGUGUAUCACAAUAUAGAAUUCAUAAUCCUUUGUUUACAAAGUCAACUGUAUAAUAUGCGUCACUAUUCUAAAAACAGUUAUAUACUGUAUGUCCAUUAUUUUUCACAAUGAAAACAUAACUUUUUCAACUGUUGUCACUUUACAUGUUGGUAUUCUUAUUUUAUUGAAUUAUUAAAGGUGUCUUCCAAUAGGGAUGAAAUUAGCCCAUGGUAAUUACACCUGCCACACCUAGGUCUCAUUUACAUAUCCUUCCUUUAAUAACAAUGUGGAAUGGCAAUACAGUUUAAAAACAUGAUUUCAUUCAAUUUAUUUAAUUUAAUUCUGUCAACUUGAUAUAUAUAUAAAAAGCUGAUUGUAAAUAAUCAAACAAUUCUGGUAGACACUAUUGUGCCAAUUGUACCCAGAAAUGUGUGCCUUCUACCAGAGUUAGUCCUCAGCUUCCAUCCAGAGGACUGCCCGUAAUGACUGGACUGGGACUCCCUCUACUGGACAGCACUGGAACUGUUUUGCACAGCAUAGUUUAUUGGUGUAAUUGUCUUCAGUUAUGCGCUUUUGGCGGAAUUUGGUGGAAUAUUUUUUUUUAAGCACUUGAUUUUGAGAAGAAAAAAAAAGUAAUAUGUUUUAGGUUUUUUUUCCUUUUGUAAAUAAAGUACCUCAUCAAGUUCAGAUGAA
Molecule: messenger RNA, 3523 nt
Organism: Coregonus clupeaformis (lake whitefish)
Lineage: Eukaryota; Metazoa; Chordata; Actinopteri; Salmoniformes; Salmonidae
Product: 1-acyl-sn-glycerol-3-phosphate acyltransferase epsilon-like
Exons: 8
Coding region: 526-1623 (365 amino acids)
Cellular component (GO): mitochondrion; endomembrane system
Molecular function (GO): acyltransferase activity
Source: RefSeq, a predicted model, not a curated record